Messenger RNA from Colletotrichum spaethianum, 1455 nucleotides. Its product is annotated as laccase-2. Gene Ontology annotation, molecular function: copper ion binding; oxidoreductase activity. Lineage: Eukaryota; Fungi; Ascomycota; Sordariomycetes; Glomerellales; Glomerellaceae. The coding region runs from base 1 to 1455 and encodes 484 amino acids. The transcript has a single exon. The record is from RefSeq and is a predicted model, not a curated record.
AUGGCUGUCAACGGCUCCAUCCCCGGACCUACUAUCUUUGCCGACUGGGGUGACACCGUCACAGUUCACGUCAUCAACUCUCUGACAACUUCCAACAACGGCACCAGCAUUCACUUCCACGGUAUCCGACAAAACUAUACCAACCAGAAUGACGGUGUCAGCUCCAUCACCCAAUGUCCUACUGCUCCUGGUGACACCACUACCUACACCUGGAAGGCAAUCCAAUACGGUUCGACUUGGUACCACUCUCACUUCGCCCUCCAGGCGUGGCAGGGUGUCUUUGGUGGCAUCGUCAUCAACGGCCCUGCCACAGCCAACUACGAUGAAGAUCUUGGCAUGCUCUUCCUGAACGACUGGGAUCAUCAGACCGUCGAUGAGCUCUACUACACCGCCGAGUCCAGCGGUCCUCCAACACUGGACAAUGGUCUCAUCAAUGGCACCAACGUCUACGGUGAUGAUGACUCUACCUCCCAGACCGGCUACCGUUACAACGUUACUUGGGAAUCCGGCACUUCUUACCGCAUGAGACUUGUUAAUGCCGCCGUCGACACACACUGGAAGUUCUCAAUCGACAACCACACCAUGCAGGUCAUCGCUACCGACUUAGUCCCGAUCACCCCUUACAAUACCACGGUCCUUGACAUUGGCAUGGGCCAGCGAUAUGACAUCAUCGUCACUGCAGACCAGGCCAGCACGGCCGACAACUUCUGGAUGCGUGCCAUCCCUCAGGCUGCCUGCUCUGACAACGACAGCACCGACAACAUCAAGGGCAUUAUCUCGUACACUGGCACCAUCACCACUCCCACCACUACUGGUUACACCUACACUGAUAGCUGUGACGACGAGACAGAUAACAUCGUCCCCUACCUCUCUAAGUCGGUCUCGGACGCCAACUGGGACAAGCUCGAUGAAGCUACUGUCGGCAAGAACUCCGCUGGCCUCUUCAAGUGGUACCUCAAUAGCACUAGUAUGGUCGUUGAUUGGGCCAACCCCACUCUUGAGUCCAUCAUGAACGGUACUACCAGCUGGGAGACGGACGACGCCGUUAUCGAGCUCAGCGAGGCUAACCAGUGGGUUCACUUCGUUGUCGAGACCACUCUCGCUGUCCCUCAUCCCAUCCACCUUCAUGGCCACGACUUCUCCAUCCUUGCCCAAGGCACCGGUACCUACUCGAGCUCUGUCACACUCAACACCUCCAACCCGCCCCGCAGAGACACGGCGAUGCUGCCCGCCUCGGGAUACCUUGUCAUGGCCUGGGAGACGGACAACCCGGGUGCCUGGCUCAUGCACUGCCACAUUGGCUGGCACACAUCAGAGGGCUUCUCGGUGCAGUUUGUCGAGCGCCUCAGUGAGAUUGCUGCCAUCACUGAUAACACUACUCUCACCGAUACUUGCAGCACUUGGUCUACCUUCCAGGAGGAGAACAGCAUUGAGCAGGAUGACUCUGGUGUUUAA